UGACAGUGAAGUAUAGCCGACCUGAGAGCCUCGAUCUCACACGCCCAACCACCGCAGGUCCCAUGAUGCAUUCGGGUGCCUCUGGGUCUUUGGCCUUCCUCAACUCCUCCCUGACCGGCCUGCCGGCGAAGGCGGGUGGUGGCGGCAGUAACAUGGACAUGCUCUCUAUCGUCCUCUACAUGCUGACCAUCCUGCUCGGCAUCCCAGGAAACGCCAUCGUGAUCUGGGUGGCAGGCAUCAAGCUCAAGCCGAACGUCCUCAACGUGUGGCUGGUCAACCUGGCCAUCGCCGACCAGAUCUUCUGCUUGACCCGGAUCUUCUCGCUGGUGAAGAAGCUCUUCCUGGACCACUGGCCUUUUGGUGUCUUCAUCUGCAAGUUCAACGGCUUCUUCAAGUACGCCAACAUGUUUGGCUCCGUCUUCCUGCUGGCCGUGAUCAGCGUGGACCGGGCGCUCUGCAUCUGGCGGCCGGUCUUCACCAGGCGCCACCGCACACUGUGGGCGGCCAAGGUCGUGGCCGUGUGCGUGUGGGCGGCCGCCGUCGUCUUCAGCUCGCCGUACUUCUUCUACCGCCAGGUCUACCCAGACGCCAAGAACCUGAGCAAGUGCUCGGUGGAGGAGGUGGGGGACAAAGACGCCAGAAUGGUUCUCUAUUUCAUACGCUUCCUGUGUGGCUUCCUGGUGCCCUUCCUGGUCAUCCUCAGCUGUUACAUCUUGGCCGGGCAGGGCAUUCGGCGCACCCGGCUUUCAGGGAAAACCCUUCCCCUGCGCAUACUGGCCAUGCUGGUCACGGCGUUCUUCCUGUGCUGGGCGCCAUACCACAUCCUGCUGCUGCUCAGGAUGAAGGAGAAGUCCAACCCAAUUGUGAAGUUCUGGCUCCCCGCCGCAAAGGCCGUGGCCUACUUCAACAGCUGCGUCAACCCGCUCCUCUACUUCUUUGUGGGGCUCAAGUUGAAGGGGCGGUCCAGGACGUCCCUGGAGGGGGUGUACAGGAACGCGUUGACCGAAGACGUUGACGGACAGAUGGUUCAAUCCAAAGAAGACUCAGUGGAACCGAGAGGCGUGUCUGAAUGCUGAAUACAACACAUUAAAACAAUUAGAAACCUCGACUUGUAAACAUU
Messenger RNA from Nerophis lumbriciformis (worm pipefish), 1120 nucleotides. RefSeq names its product C3a anaphylatoxin chemotactic receptor-like. Gene Ontology annotation, molecular function: complement receptor activity; G protein-coupled receptor activity. Gene Ontology annotation, cellular component: plasma membrane. Lineage: Eukaryota; Metazoa; Chordata; Actinopteri; Syngnathiformes; Syngnathidae. The record is from RefSeq and is a predicted model, not a curated record. Gene Ontology annotation, biological process: complement receptor mediated signaling pathway; positive regulation of cytosolic calcium ion concentration; inflammatory response.